AUGUCAGGUCAAGAGACCUCUCCACAGUCUCCCCCCGCCAAUACACCUAAGCAUCGACGACCCUGGACAUCAGCUGAGGAUGCGACUCUGAGGACUCUUGUUGGGCAUUUUGGUGCUAGUAGAGGGUCUGAGGGCAGAUGGAAGGACAUAGCAGCUGGUCUGGAGGGCCGGACGGCCAAGGAUUGUCGAAAACGAUGGCUUCACUCACUCGAUCCUUCAUUGCGCAAAGGUCGAUGGACAUCUCAAGAAGAUGAAAUCCUGCUCUCAGCUUAUGCUCGGCUCGGACCACUUUGGAAUGAAAUUGCACUUCUCAUUCCCGGACGAAAGGAUGACCAAUGCUCCAAAAGAUAUAAUGAUAUCUUGAACCCAUCUGCCAAAAAUCGCUUGAGCGAUUGGACUGCCGAAGAGGAUAACCUUCUACGUCAAGGUGUAGCCACUUUGGGCCAUCGCUGGGUUGCCAUCUCAUCCAGGAUACCUGGCCGACCUCCUCUCACCUGUCGUAAUCGAUGGCGUACACUCUCGAGACUCUCGCAUAACCGACAGAGCAGAUCUCAAGGCACUACUCCAUCGUCCUCAUCUCAGAUGUCCCCAUUCGACAAUGGGAUAUCACCAGCGCCUCACAACCCAAAUCUCAGCAUUGAGACGAAUCAUGGAACUGCGACUGAUUUAAUGCACUUCCCAAUGGAUGCCGAUAUGGGUCAUGAUCAGAUGGGAUCCAGCUUUCUCGACUCAGCUUUCUUCGACACCUUCACAGGCCCUUCCCCAUCGCCGUUGAGAGAAUCCGAUCCCAGUGAUGAAACAGAAACACCGAACGACAUCUCAGCCCAAGCUCCGGCUCCAACAAAUCCUGCACCUGUUCCAGAUCUUUCCUCGAAUAUCACAAGGCAGACACAAAGUGACCCAAAACCAUGGCCACAGCCUCCCAAACCACCACAAGCGCAACAACACCAAAAUACAACUAACGCAUCUUUCAUGCCAUCGCCUUCUACUUGGUCAUCACUGGGUACAAUGCUGCCACCCGGGACCUCUCCUACGGACCAGAACCUGUGGCUAGGAAUAGCCGGCAACCCUCCAACCCCGAAGAACUGGACAGCCCCAGGACCAGUAGACGAAGCGAACCCAUUGCCUCAACGAUCCACCACCACCAUCAUCACCAUCAAUCGGAAGCCGAGGCGAUGCAAACACAUUUACAAGACGAGAAUGGACCUCAAAACCCAGGAUGAUGCGCUUAACCUAACCGAUCUCACCUCGUCCAGUCACGCUAGCACUGGUCUAUUCAUAAGGAUACUGCAGAUUUUGCCCGGUCAGAAUGGUGACCCUGUUCGCUGCACCCUACCUACUGUGUCUCUAUAUGACAACCCAAGUCACGAGGGGUUAUCCUACUCUUGGGGGGAUCCGUCUACGGUCACUAGCAACCUGUAUAGUGCGCUCCGGCGGUUACGAUUUGGCGACAAAACGCGGCAUAUUUGGGCGGAUGCGCUUUGUAUUAACCAAGCCGAUACGACUGAAAGGACUCAUCAAGUCGGACUGAUGAGAAACAUUUAUUCAUCCACCACAGAAGGCAUAUUGUGGCCUGGAGAGUUCUCUGGCAACGGUGACGUCGGCGCAAAUUCCAUUUCGCAUGAUACCGCUGCAACAGCAUUUGAUUUAAAUUCUCAAGAGUAUUUACAGUCGAUGGCAAGAGAAGAAUUAGAUCUACCACUAUCAGAAGCCAAACGUGCGCAUCUCAUGUCGGCGAGGCAUGAUCGAAACGGCUGCUAUAUUACAAAUCCUCAGUGUCAUGACGUUCUUUACAAAAUUUGGGACUGCAUCGAAGGCUUUCGCCUCUUACAGGAAGAGCGUGAUAAAGGUAUCUUGGUUAGGAUGGCCUUGGAAAUGUUCAGGUUCCGGAGCAGGGCUUUGGCCGAUUACACUAUUCCUCAUGAGACAGCAUUCAAGUACGUUGUGCGAUCGCUUAUUCAGGAGUCAAACAACCUUGGGCCUUUGCUUCGAGUUGCAGAGCAUGCUUCAUUACGGUCAGUGACUCUGCCUUCUUGGUGUCCAGACUAUGGAUCGUCUUUUCCGGAGACCCAUGAGAAUCUUGAUCAAGAGUUUGGAUGGCUUUAUAUGUACAAUUGGUACGAAGCUGGGGGAAAGGAUGGACCAACUACCAGAUUCUCACUUAUCGACUCGAGACUUGACCUACAAGGUAUAGUCGUGGAUCGGAUCAUCAAAGUUGAGGUGCCGAUAUACAACAACGAUGACAAGGCCAAGAGUAUUUCUCACUGGCAACAACAUCGAUAUUCUUCCGUUCGCUGCCCGGGAGCAUACGACGAGACCGGUUGGUGCGAAAUGGUGCGUGACAUGUCUGUCGUCUUCUCCAACAAGCCUUGCGAAUACGCCAGACCUCGGACAAGGACCGGCUUCGAUACGAUGAUCGAUCAUCUCAGUGACCCAGAGUCCCAAUUUACUCUAUUUCAGUACCAAACCUUCCAUACAGAAACUGGCUUGGUCGGCUAUGCGAGGCUUGAUGUUCAAGCAGGUGAUGUUAUAUCUGUUUUACUGGGGGGUAACAUGCCGUUUAUACUAAGACCACUUGAUGACGGAACUUUUGGUUAUGUUGGACAGGUGUUUGUUCAUGGGAUCAUGGACGGGGAAGCCCUUCAACAGGGACGUGAGUUGGAGUGGAUCACCCUUGUAUGA
Molecule: messenger RNA, 2682 nt
Organism: Fusarium redolens
Lineage: Eukaryota; Fungi; Ascomycota; Sordariomycetes; Hypocreales; Nectriaceae
Exons: 10
Coding region: 1-2682 (893 amino acids)
Source: RefSeq, a predicted model, not a curated record